AUGAAAAACACUGCAUGGGUCGUGGAAGGGAACAACUGUCGCAAUGUGUUUCAAAUUAUUUCUUUUCUGUUGGUUUUUCUCUCAAUUUGUCGAAUUGAAGAUACCUUGGCUUGCCCGGACUUAGUGGACAGUGACAGAUGCCUUUGUUAUACCUUUGAAGAUGCCACAUUCCUAGACUGUCAAGAUACGACUCUAAAAGAUGUCAAAAGUGCGCUUCAAAUUGUGUCACACAUACACACAUUUUCGAUUUACGACCUCGACAGUAACGAAGAAGAAUUGGGACCACAUUUCAUACCGCAGAAUGCUUGUAUCAAGCACAUACAUAUAUCGAGAACAAGCUUAAAAAGCGUCAGCGAGGAAGCCUUUGCGCCAUUAAAAAAGUGCCUUGAAACUCUAAGCAUUGUGUCUAGCAAAGUUAAGUUAAUACCGCACAAAGCCAUUUCCGGUAUGCUGAAUUUAAUGUCAGUUGAAUUAACUUCGAAUACUAUUGAAGAAGUACCUAACUACAGUUUUUAUGGCCUUCCUUUGGCUAAAGUCAGUUUAAAAGGAAAUAUGGUACAGCAUAUUUCGGAAAAUGCAUUUUCCGGCUUGGAACACACUCUCAAAGAGGUUGAUUUGAGCGAGAACAAUUUGACCACCUUUCCAAUAACCCCGAUCGCAAAAUUAAAAACACUCCGGUCUUUAAAACUAGCUUGGAAUGAGAUGUCUCUGUGUCCCACCAACGAAGAAACUGAGUUAAAAUCCCUAGAGUAUUUAGAUUUAAAUUCUAAUAAUUUUGAACUUAUUUCGGAAGACUGCCUUAAAUUUAGUCCGUCCCUGACGAUAUUAUCAUUUCAUUUCAACUUUAUCAAGAACAUUAAUUACCGUGCUUUUUAUUCCUUGGUUAAUUUGAAGUCGAUUGAUUUGAGUUAUAACAGAUUGAAAAUCCUAAACAGUAACCUAUUUCAGAGUAAUAAGAAUUUAGAAUUCAUUAAUUUAAGUCACAAUCACCUUCAUCAUAUAAACGGCUUACUUUGCAAUAUGCCAUCUCUAACAAAGAACAUAUUAAACGACGACUUAAUACAUUUACACGAGCUUACAGUACUAUAUCUAGGUUAUAACAAUAUCAAGUAUAUAUCAGCAACGGCAUAUAAAAAUUUAAACAAAGUUGUGCAAAUAGAUUUGGAGCAUAAUAAACUUCAGACAAUUCCCAUUGAGCUGUUAAACUCAGUUGAGAAUCAUAUAAAGGAGAUUAGUAUAAAAGAGAAUAUUAUCAUAUGUCGUUGUCAGAAGAACAAUACAUGGACGUGGAUUCAAGAUCACCCCAAAAUUAUAGAACCCAAUUCGGUGAAUUGCUUCAAUAAUGAAUACCCAAAUGGGAAAUGUAAUUUUCCCCUAAUCGCCCAGGUGUCGGUUGAUAAGCAUAACGAUGGCUCCGUUUCCGUUUCGUGGUUUAUAAGAAAUCGCACGUCAAUAAAAUAUCUUCAAAUUAUGUACUACAACGAAGAAUCAUUAGAGGUAUACUCAAAAUAUAUCACUCGAAAUGAAACUUCUACAACCUUGCCCGAAUUACAGAACAAUUUGAAUUACAUAGUUUGCCUCUUAGCGUUACUUGAAACUCCUAUAUACAACGAUGAUGUUGAAGACUUAGAAAUAAAUAUCACAGAUUUGAACUUUAACCAUUUAACUAAGAUCAACAAGAGUAUCGCAGAAGCCAUAAUAACGCAGUCCACGACAAGCGAAUGUCUGGCAUUUGACACUUUUAAAAAACCGCUAACAAUAAAAACGAAAAACAAUAAGGUCUAUAAAAUAUCAUCCAUUUUAAAUAGGCGCCUCGGAUUAAUAGUAGGUUGUUCAUUAGGCGUUGUAGUGUUCUUUAUAAUGGUCUCAGUUUUAUUGUAUACAAAAAUUAAAGAAAGAAAAAGAAUCGCCAAGUCCGAGCCGGCGUGGGCUGAAAUGAAUGACUACCAUUCAAUUCACAGUAAGGAGGAUAUUAUACAGAGCUCAACCACUGCAUCCACAGAUAAUAUUUUACUAGGAAUGUCUAAGGGUCGUUACAGUUCCGUAGAUAAAAUGAAAUAG
Messenger RNA from Leptosia nina, 2061 nucleotides. NCBI's taxonomy places the organism in Eukaryota, Metazoa, Arthropoda, Insecta, Lepidoptera, Pieridae. The record is from the annotation of a GenBank genome assembly.